Drosophila novamexicana is the source of this 2475-nucleotide messenger RNA. RefSeq lists its product as uncharacterized. The record is from RefSeq and is a predicted model, not a curated record. Bases 602 to 2440 code for a protein of 612 amino acids. NCBI's taxonomy places the organism in Eukaryota, Metazoa, Arthropoda, Insecta, Diptera, Drosophilidae. The transcript has 5 exons.
UUUAUACAUUGAGAAAAAAUUGAUCUGUGUUCCCAUGGAAGUGAUUAUUAUUUAUUCAACCGAAUCUGUGUAGUUUCAUAAUAUGCUGCAGCAUGUGUAAGCUAGCGCAGAACUUGUUUUCAAAGCAGCAAACAAACAAUCGGCAGCUAAAACAGUAGAAAAUAGACUGAGGUGAUGAGGGGACGAGCCUAGAUCAGUUACGUUAAACAAAACUGAGCUUCGACGAGACGGAAUGAGCAAAGAGAGCAGAAAUACAUAAAUUUUGGAAUGAAUGGUUAUAAUUGUGUGAAUUGUGCACACAAUCAACUCAGCUGGCCCACUGCCUACCUGUCAGCCGAAGUAUGCUUCGGGACAGGUAUGUGAAUGUGUGUAUGUAUGUAAGUAAUGCGUCAAUUGGUUGCGCGCUCGGCUGGUUUUGAAGCUCUUUAGCUGGAGCGCAGUUUCUCUUCAAGCCGAACGUGAGACUUGGAAGCUUUUUGUUUUGGUUUUCGAUUUUGCCUUUAGUUGUAGAGACGACGCCAAGAGAGUUGGUUGGACGGCUAGCCAGCAGCAGGUGUACAUUGGAAAAAAUCGAAAAAGCACAGCGCGAUUGCCAGCGAUAAUGUUGGAGCAAGACACAACACCAUUGAAGAAAGCAUCUAUAACAGUCGGUACUUCCAACCUCGUAAAUUUGUCGGAACACCACAAAGACAUUUGGCAGAAUGGUGACGUCCAUGGAGGUUCUGAUUCAGGUGAUUCAAUGGAAAUCCUAGAGAAUGCUGUGCUAAUCACGAUUGAUGGGGAGAAGCAUUGGGUCUCUGGUGUUGAUUUAAAUACCACAUGCACGGAUCUGAUCAUUGCUCUGCUGCAUUUUCAAGAUGUCCAAUUAAUGCGAUCCGAUGGACAUGCACAACCAUAUCCAUAUAAUAUAUCCAAAAAAUUAGAUACAUCCAGCCAAAUCCCCAACCAUAAUUCACCAACAACAAAUACCAAAGACAAGGAACACAUUUGUAAAAGCAAAGGUAUUACUAACCAUCACGCAUACGUGAUUGUAAAGCAAUUUCCGGACUGUCGAUUUGAGGAAUAUUUAGAUGGAAGCUCACGACUAUUGGAUGUCAUACCGACAGGGGAUACCCCAUCAAAGAAUCAGUGUGAGCUCCAGCUAAGAUAUCUUGGGGGGACGCCAUUGCAGACAUCGCCGCGCGUCUAUAACCAGAAGCAAAACCAAAUGUUCUCAAUGCUAUCAAUGUCUACCGAUAAGGAUAGUGGCAUGGGCAGCCCAAUGGCCAGUUCCCGAAGUAAUAAAUAUCGGAGACGGCGGGGCAAACAAAAAACUGGAAUAGCCGGAGUUAAAGGCAAUACCCCUUUUCGGGGAGGUGCAGCUCUACCAAAGCGCAGUAAAUUUCAAGUACAGCCUUUCAAUUUGAAUCCAAAUGAGCGCCUAAUGAAUAUUAUAUUAGCUCAAGACGAAACCAUAAACAGGCAAAUAUAUUUGUUGAAUCAAAAGGAACAACAAAUUUUGAAGAUUGAAGAUGAAAAACAUCGAGAACGCGAGCUUGAGUUGGGUAAGAAUUAUAUGCUCGAUGCGUACUUAAAUGCAGCAGAUAACAUACCAAAUAAGAGACUUAAUUCACAUGAUUUUGAUGAUCAACGACAAAAAGUGCUGGAUUCGAACCUGGAUAAGCCACAGCCUGCGCAAUGUUCUUCUGGCGAGGUUAAUGGACUCGAUAGCCCGAACUCAAAGGAGGCAGGGUUAAAUCUUCCUUGUGAUAAAGAAAUUUAUUAUUGGCUAGAAAAAGUACAUGUUCAAAAUGUACUGCUGCAGGGAGAGGAGGAGCAGCUGCUGCGUUUACAUGCAAAGGUGCGAAAGCACCAGAUGCGAUGUGUCUACCACACAAAAGAAGAUGUUUUGCGUCAAAUAGAUAGAUUGGAUAUGAACUUGGCCAACCAGGUAAACGAUAUAUAUAGGGUAGAGCGUCAACUUUUAAUAGCCAAUGAACAGUUGAAAGCCAAAUUGAGCGUCUUAGAAAGUUUGGGACAUGAAUUAGGAACUUUUCCGGCUGCAACCCAGGAAAUCGAUCAAAAUUUACCAGCCUGUUCAACAAAUCUAGCUUUAAAAUGUAAUGAAGAUAUGCUACGUAAUCGGACAUCAAUUGCACAGCAAUUCAUACGAGACUUCCAGGAGAAGGAUAACGUCAAUGCAAAUACAAACUUGAUUAAAAAUAACUCGAACAAGCAAGAUUAUACGGAUGCCAAAAUGUUAAAGAAACAAAUGUUCUUCGCAGUUAACAAUUUUGAAGCUUUAUAUAAUACGUUGCCGGAUAAUACAUAUACUGGAGCAGAUAGUUGCCUUCGAGAUGGCAAAGAAGGGGCAAGAAAUAAUUCUUAUCCUGAAACAAACUUUUCAUUGGGCUUGGCUGAAAGAAUUUUUGAUAUACAACACUUAGGUACACUUGUUUAACUAGUAAAUUGGCAUUUUUGUUAGUUACAGAUUAA